GUUCCUGGCACUUUUAAGGUAUUCGUUACGUCAUGCUGUAAGAUUUAUGGGAAAGAAAAACAAAAAUAGGAGAGAACUAUACCAGACGUUGGAUAAUUCUGGAGACAAGGUGGACUUUCGUAACAAUGUGAAAGAAACUGUACCAGUUAAAGGUCUUCAUAAUAUAGGCAACACAUGUUAUCUUAAUGCUGCUCUUCAAUGUCUUGCAAGGAGUCCAUGGCUUUUAGAUCUGUUGGUUGUCGAUGAACCAAGAGAAUCUACUCUGACUAAACCUAAUGGGGAUUCAAUAUCUACGUUAUGUGUUUCCCUACCACUAAUGAAGUGCCCACUGACAAGUCAAUUUAAGGAAAUUAUUUCUGUUUUAAAGCCUGAUGAACUUUCAAAUUCCAAGAUGAGCUCUUCUAACACAAUUAGUCCUGGGAUGUUUCGAAAUGUGUUUGUUGAACGUUGUCCUCGAUUCAGUGGAUUUGGGCAACAUGAUAGCCAUGAAUUAAUUCGUGCUCUCUUGGACUGCUUAAAACAAGAAGAACUUGCACGCUGGAAGAAGGGUAUUUUACUCAAACUCAAUGUUAACCCAAAAGAUGUUCGUGAUGAUGAGAAAGAGUCUAUUCGCAAUUGGGGAAAAGCAGCUUCAUUAGCCACGAGUGUAGAUCGACUUUUCGGUGGGAUUCUUGUCAGUACAUUACAGUGUUGUUGUUGUGGUACUGUUCGCCCUAAAUUUGAACCAUUUCUGGACCUUUCAUUGUCUGUUUCUCAAAACAAUGUUUCAAAACACAAUAUAAAUGAAUUUGUGUCUAAACAGCAUUCUAAAGGUGCCUCCAGUUCCAAACAACUUCGGAAAAAGGAACGUAAACGUAAAACUCAAAAACAACGGAAACGUCAACAUUUUAUACAUGAUCAUCAGUCAAAUCAGGAAUGUCUAGAUCAGUGCAGUUCAGAUUCAGAUAGUCGAAAAACAAAACAAAUUGAACAUUCACCAUUGGAUACAUUUAUUGCAAUGUGUUGUGAUGAUGUAACAACUCCAAAUGUAGAUAGUAAGCUAAUAGAGAACGUGAAUGGGGAUCUUGACAUAGAUGAGAACCAAUAUAAAGAUAAUAAUGGCAACAACGAUGUAAAUAAGAAUGGGGAGAAUUUGCCCAAUUUGAAUGAAUGCGAACUUUCAAGUGAAACAUUAAAUCAAAGUUUUUGUGAUGAAGUGGCAUCCUCAGACGGAAAUUGUGCAGACGGUGAAGGCAGUGAUCGAUGUGAUAGUGUUGCAUCACUACAAGUUAUUACAAAUGGCUGUGAUGAAAAUUUACAACAAGUAGAGAUAAAUAAUACCAAUACGGAACAAAUUACUUAUGAAUUAGAUAAACUAUGCUUGAACACAGUUCCAUCGUUUUCAUGUGAUUCCGAUGAACUAAAUCAAGCUAUUCAUUAUGCGCGAAUCCCACUUGGUCAGAGUAAAAGUAUCAACUCAACAGAAGAUGGAGUCACAUCUAUUUAUGAAUGUCUUUCAAAAUAUACUUCUGCUGAAUUAUUAACAGGAUCUAAUCGUUUAAUUUGUGAUGUAUGCACAAAACGAAACUCAUUAGAUGAAUUGGAAAACAAUUUGACUAGUGAAACAAUGAAUAAACAAACGUCUAACAACAACAAGCCAGACAUUUUACAAGAUGUUAUCAAACGUGAUUUAAUCUAUAAGCCUCCACCAAUUCUGACAAUACAUUUGAAGCGAUUUCAACAGGUCGGUGUUCAAUUACGAAAAUCUCAGAAACGUAUUCAUUUCCCAAUCUACUUGGAUAUCACUCCUUUCUGUUCUGUACUCGCUAUGACUCAUUCCAAUCAGAUUCGUUAUCGUCUUUACGGUGUGAUUGAACAUACUGGACAUUUAACUUCUGGUCAUUAUGUAGCUUAUGUAACUUUACCAAAAUCAUACACUAAUUAUAAUGAUAAUCAAUCAGAUCGUAUAGAGCAUCAAUUCAUUGGCUCAUUGAAUCGUUCACCUAAAUGGCCUUUAUCUGUUAAUGAUUUAAUUCAACGUCUUCGUCGUUGUGAUCAUCAUCAAUUGUUAUUGUCAUCGAAUAAUUUUAUAUCUUGUACUCAAAAUGGCAACAACACUAUCAAUGAUUCAACAAGUCAUAAUAAUGAAGUGGUUGAUGAUGAUCAUCAUGAUAAUGAUGAUUCACGUCAAUGGUUCUAUUGUUCCGACAGUCAUAUAACACGUGUAUCUCAGUCAACUGUAUUGAAUUGUCAGGCUUAUGUUUUAUUUUAUGAACGUAUUGAAUGAAGAAUAUGUAGAACUCUUAGAAACAAACAUAUUUAUGUAUACUUUGUGAGUGUGUGUGUAUAUAUAUACAUAUUACCACUAGUUACUAUUCUUUCAUAAUGUCUCUUAUGCGAAAUGAUGAUUGUAAAUAGUUUCGCUUUCCCCCCUCCCCUGUUUUUAUAUAUAGGUUUUAGAGAAAUAUAUCUUAUGGGAAAUGAAAAACGGAAUUUUUAUUUUGUUGUUAAUGUUCUCGUUCUUCAUAGAGUUCGUAUGUGUUUGUGUGAAUAAUCUUAGUAUGGACUACUUGGCGGGCUUAUCUACUCUCUCUCUACAUAUAUGUUCAAGGCUCAGGUGAAUAUAUAAUAUCAUUGUUAAUCUAUCGAUGGUAGCCAACAGGAAACCUUACUCCGCAUGAGUUUCGUUUUAGUUGGCACUUGUUAGCAAUGCACACAAAAACCUUGAGGAGAAUGGCACUUUCUGUGGGAUUCAAAUCUGGACCGCUAAGCUUCAUAGUGUAAAACGUCAUUCGGGCCGUGAUUGACCUCUUGUUAGACAGAGAUAUUUACAGUUGAUUAAUGAUUGGAUAGUGAUUAAUAUCAUGUUUGCGUAUUCUUUAGUGCUGACAAAAUUCGAUCGACCAAGUUACUAUUGUAAUGCUUAACUUCAGUGAGAAGUAUCCAGAUUUAGAUGGUGGUUAGAGGUAGUCAACAGGAAACCCUGGACCCGGGUUUCGUGCUACUUGACACUCGUCAGCAAGGUGUACCUGUAAUCUUGAGGGAACUGGUGCUCCCUGGCGGAUUCGAUCUCGUGUCACCCAGCUUCACAGUCAGAGACGUUACCACUGAUCUAUCCGAGCCGUGACUAACCUCCUGUAGCAUUCGAUCUGCACUAAUAAGGACUAGACAAGCAUGACAUUGAUCACCACCCAGUGAUCAAUCAAUUGUGAGAAGUAUCCAAUAUGAUAAUCUGUACAAAAUACUUAUUACCAUUUAUCUGUAGCUUCAUUGAACAAUAGACAUAGACAACAUCCUAUCCCCUGCUUAAGAUUCUCCAAUCGAUCCCUAGGUUGGACAUUAAACAGAAGAUUUAUUUGUAAAAUGUAAUUAGGUCAACGACCAAUCAUUGAUACCUGUUUCGUUCUGGGCACUCAGGCAUUAUAUCCCAGCCCUCACACAAAUCGAAUGACUUUUUUAUGGCGCAUAUCUAUUUAAUGCCUCCUUGUACCAAUGUUUAUGUGUUUAUAUAAAUAAAAGAAAAACUUACUAUAAUAUUUACCAAAUAGAUCAAUAUGUAGAACAGUUUUCCCUAAUAUGGCAAUCAGUCAUUCUAUUAAUCCAAAUCUAUUCUAUAUCCCCCCUCUUUUAAUGAAAUAAUAUUGACCUAUUUUGUCUAUUAAUAGAUUGAUUAUGGAACCAAUCAAUAAAUUAUUGCUUCUUAUCAUAUUUGAUUGCUUAGUCUAAUUGAACACCAUUCCCCCCACUACUACUAACACCACCAUCACCACCACCACCACCAACAACAACCAAAAAAUAACAAUAACAUAACUUCAGGCACAUAUUUAUUGAUUAAAAAGUUAAAUGGUUCAAUGAAAUGAGGUAAGGUGUUGUGGGUAUAUUACACAAAAUAGACAAGUGAAUGAAUGAAAGUAAAUUUAUAAAGUGUAUACAUUGUUCCCUGUUACAGGUUGCAGAAUAUAUUAACUAAAAGAAUAUAAAGACCAAAGUAGCUGAGGAGCGUACAAUGUAUGAUGUAUCAAUGGAUUUGUGGAUAAUAAAGCUGAUUCAAGAAAUGUUAAAAUUAUGGAUCAACGAAAUUCUAAGAAUGACGUGAACUUUCUAGGAUCAUGGGAUUUCGUUCAAUCAGUAAUUAAUACACAUAUUAUUAUAGAUCCAGUCCAUUAAUCUUUACAGAGAAGGUUUAUCAAUUACAUCAUCAGAGAUAGAUUGAACAAGACAGUCAACUUGAGUACAAGAAUAAUGAAGAUUCCCAGUCACAAAUCAGGCUAUCAAAAUUAACUUAUUUAACCUACUUACUUAAACGUUUUACCCAUUAUGCCGCUUCGAUAUCCGGUGGAUUCAGUGGAGCUGGUCUAUUCAAGAAUUCCUCGAAGUAUUCUACCCAUCUUUUGCUCUAUUGUUGAAUCUCAGUGAUUGGCUUGCCUUCUUUAUCCUCGACUGGUGUGUCUGGUUUACAAUAUUUCCUUUCUAGUUUCUUUGUGUCACAUAGUUAUUUGAUAUUGCGUUCUCUUUGCAGCUUUUUCCGCCGUGGUUGCUGUCUUCCACGUAUUUCUGUCUGUCAGGCCCUAAAGCUCCUACUAACUUGUUCGUUUGCUUCUGUGUAUUGAGUUUGUGACUUGACUUUGUCUGUUGUUGUUCGGCUAGUUGUUGCUAAUUGCUGUCUUCUUGUUCUUCCUUUGUUGAAUGUUGUUUGAGGUUUCGUUAGAGGUGCAUUCCUUAUGAUGAUGCUUGUUGUGUCCGAGAACCUCGUGAUAUGUUGAAGUUAGUGGUUGAUUGAUCCCUUUGCAACUGUCCUUCAUAGUAGUUACCGCUUCUCCCAGUAGAUUUUGUAAGGGUUGGAACCUUUUCUUGAGAGUUAUCUUGAAUUGAUUGAGUUUGUCAGUAUCUCGUAGGAAGUCUGUAUUGAAGGUUUGUGAUGCUGUUUGUCCGGUAGUCCAGUGUUUGUUUAGCUUGAGUUUCAUCUUGUCAGUCACAAUGAUGUGUUGAUCUGAAGCUAUGUGAGCUUCGCUCUUGAUUCUCAUGUCUCACAUUGACCAUCUGAGUUUUUUGGUGGUGCAAGUCUUAUUUAUGUGGUUCUCUGUAGUGUGACCCGUUGAGACCCAUGUAUGCUUGUAUGUAAUGCCACCUUUAACCAUUUUGUUGAAUGCACAUUAAUUUGCAAAUCUAAUUCUAGUCAAUUUUUAACAAAGCAUGAUUUUUGAUCAAUGUUACACAUGAUUAAUUGUAGCCUUCUCAGUUUAGUUAACCUCACAGUUCCAGACAUUUUUAUAACCAGUCAUCAGUGGGUUUAUGUUAUGAUACGAACUUAGAUGAGAGAAUUGGAUCUGAAUGCAGUCAGUUAGCUCAAUGACAUAACUGCUAGGAUCUAUUUAUGGACUAUUAUUACAUAUAGUCCUAUUGGAUAACUAUUAAGUAACCAUAUUAUAUGUAUAGUCAUGUUCCUUUUAUUAUAAGCUCUCAUUUGACCUAAUGACUACUGUUAUAUGAUUUACCAUUCUUAACUUAUUCCCAAUUUAUGAGUUACAGUCUCGCAUACUCAUAUCCACUUUUUGGCUUAAUCUUGUAUAAUUGUCAUUUUCUAUUUUGUGGUAUGAUUCGGUCUAAUUUGCUUGUAACUAAACUGCGUAUGUCUGAAAUACAUAAUAUGUACAGUGGAAGCUGAAAUUGUGUUCUGAACUCAAGCGGACAGGGUAGGGCGAGAAGAACAAAUAAAGACUCAGAGUUGACUGUAGACUGCUUGUAC
Schistosoma haematobium is the source of this 5725-nucleotide messenger RNA. RefSeq names its product Ubiquitin carboxyl-terminal hydrolase 16 (gene USP16). Gene Ontology annotation, biological process: protein deubiquitination. The coding region runs from base 47 to 2266 and encodes 739 amino acids. The record is from RefSeq and is a predicted model, not a curated record. Gene Ontology annotation, molecular function: cysteine-type endopeptidase activity; cysteine-type deubiquitinase activity. Lineage: Eukaryota; Metazoa; Platyhelminthes; Trematoda; Strigeidida; Schistosomatidae. The transcript has 13 exons. Gene Ontology annotation, cellular component: nucleus; cytosol.